This is a messenger RNA of Lutra lutra (Eurasian river otter), 2697 nucleotides long. RefSeq names its product SPRY domain containing 3 (gene SPRYD3). The coding region runs from base 152 to 1447 and encodes 431 amino acids. Gene Ontology annotation, molecular function: protein binding. The transcript is spliced from 11 exons. The record is from RefSeq and is a predicted model, not a curated record. Lineage: Eukaryota; Metazoa; Chordata; Mammalia; Carnivora; Mustelidae.
GUCGCGGGGACGAGCCGGACCCCCGGGUCCCCGGGUCUCGUCUGAGCGACCAGGCCGUGCCCAGGCUGGAGGAGGUACCCGGCGCGGCUGCCACUCGUGGGUGCCGAGGCUGUGCGGUUCUGGGCGAGCAGACGUCCCCAGGUUUGUUCUCAUGAACAAGAUGGAUGACCUCAACCUGCACUACCGGUUUCUGAAUUGGCGCCGGAGGAUCCGGGAGAUUCGGGAGGUCCGGGCUUUCCGAUACCAGGAGAGGUUCAAGCACAUUCUUGUAGAUGGAGACACUUUGAGUUACCAUGGAAACUCCGGUGAAGUUGGCUGCUACGUGGCUUCUCGACCUCUGACCAAGGACAGCAAUUAUUUUGAGGUAUCGAUUGUGGACAGCGGGGUCCGGGGCACCAUAGCUGUGGGACUUGUCCCACAGUACUACAGCCUGGAUCACCAGCCUGGCUGGUUGCCUGAUUCUGUAGCCUACCAUGCUGAUGACGGCAAGCUGUACAAUGGCCGAGCCAAAGGCCGGCAGUUUGGGUCAAAGUGCAACUCUGGGGACCGGAUUGGUUGCGGCAUUGAGCCCGUGUCCUUUGAUGUGCAGACUGCCCAGAUCUUCUUCACCAAAAAUGGGAAACGGGUGGGCUCCACCAUCAUGCCCAUGUCCCCAGAUGGACUGUUCCCAGCGGUGGGCAUGCACUCUCUGGGUGAGGAGGUGCGCCUGCACCUCAACGCUGAGCUGGGCCGCGAAGACGACAGUGUCAUGAUGGUGGACAGUUACGAGGACGAGUGGGGCCGGCUGCAUGAUGUCCGAGUCUGUGGAACUCUGCUGGAGUACUUGGGCAAGGGCAAGAGCAUCGUUGACGUGGGGCUGGCCCAGGCCCGGCACCCACUGAGCACACGUAGCCACUACUUUGAGGUGGAGAUCGUGGACCCUGGAGAGAAAUGCUACAUCGCCUUGGGGCUGGCCCGGAAGGAUUAUCCCAAGAACAGACACCCUGGCUGGAGCAGAGGCUCUGUGGCUUAUCACGCAGAUGACGGGAAGAUCUUCCAUGGCAGUGGCGUGGGCGACCCAUUCGGGCCACGCUGUUAUAAAGGGGACAUUAUGGGCUGCGGAAUCAUGUUCCCCCGAGACUACAUUCUGGACAGCGAGGGUGACAGUGAUGACAGUUGUGACACAGUGAUCCUGUCCCCUACUGCCCGAGCCGUCCGGAACGUCCGGAAUGUCAUGUACCUGCACCAGGAGGGAGAAGAGGAAGAGGAGGAAGAGGAAGAGGAAGAAGAUGGGGAAGAGAUUGAGCAAGAGCAUGAGGGCAAGAAGGUGGUGGUUUUCUUCACUCGGAAUGGCAAGAUCAUCGGAAAGAAGGAUGCUGUCGUACCUUCUGGUGGCUUCUUCCCCACCAUAGGAAUGCUGAGCUGUGGGGAGAAAGUCAAAGUGGAUCUGCAUCCCUUGAGUGGCUAGGGGCUUUGCCCCUAGACCUGCCCCGUCUCCUUUUCCUUGCCCUUUGCAGAACCAGGUGCCCAGUUCCUACCUUCCAGGAUUUGUUUGCCCAGCAGGCCCCAGGGAGUGUGUAGUCCCUCCACCUCUCACAGAUCAGGCCCCUGCCAAGCCCCUCUGUGUCCACAUCCCUGACCUGAUAACACCCUGAUCAUCAGUCAGUCCUGGGCCCGAGUCCCUGGUUGGAAAGGAGCAGGCCCAAAGAGUAGUGUUACUCUGUUGGUGCAUGCCACUCGCUCUGGCUGGUGGACUCUCGCACCCCCCUUUUGCCCCCUGGCCGUGUGAGUGGAGAGGAGUGGGCACCUGUCUCAGCUGCUGUGUGGGCACGAGGCUCUUCUGAGGGUGGAGUAGAGACUGCCCGCUCCCCUAUUUAACACAGUAUUUCUCUUUGCAUCUUCUCUUUUUUUGUUCCCUGUCCUCAUUGUGUGGACCAGUUGCUGCUGUCGUCCCCCCUGGCUGGGCUAGGGGGGCUCUCUUGGGCCUUGUCUCUCCUUCCACUGACUGCUGUCCCAGGAGUACUAGUCCAGGGUCUCUGUUCUUUCCCCUGAGAGCCUCUUUCUCCCUCACCGCCUGCUCGCCUGCCCACCUGCCCACCUAGAAUCCGAGUCUCCAGUGCCCCCGCAGCUGUACGCACCUAGGUGGGAGUCUGCUAUGUGUUCAAUGGAGUGAGAGGGGCUACUUGGUGAGGGGGGCUGGGGUCUUGGCUCCUGUUCCCCCCUUGCCAUCCUUGGGAUACCUGUGGCCUCCUUGUCCCCAGUUCCCGGGCUUUCAGCAGAGACUCCAGAGCGGGUCUCUCUUGCCGUGGUGAGGGCAAGACCCCAGAGCCGUGGUUGUGAGCCCAGAGGGCAGCUUGGCCCCUCACUCCCCUUCCCUGCACAACCCCCCACCCCGGGUCCCAGCUUGCUGCCUGUGCCAGUUGCCUGUUUUGCUUCAGUGUUUGAUUCUAGCACUUACAUGUGUCCUCCCCCACCGAGCCCUCCUAUCUCCUACCGCCUUGACCCCUGACCCCCUUCCUAUACAGUGACUUCUGGGAGGAAGAGGGAGUGGGAGCUGUUGGCCUUGGUUUGCACAGAGUGGGUGGGCCUUGGCGAAAGAGGGUGAGCUGUUGUGUUGCUGGGGUCCCCUCUUUCGGCCCUCCACUACGAUGUAUGAAAUGUAUGUACAGCCCAGAGAUGUUUAUACAGCCAAUAAAGAUGGAGUUUCUGUAUUUAUCA